Cololabis saira (Pacific saury) is the source of this 2584-nucleotide messenger RNA. It is a transcript of the gene b3gnt7, whose product is annotated as UDP-GlcNAc:betaGal beta-1,3-N-acetylglucosaminyltransferase 7. The transcript is spliced from 2 exons. Gene Ontology annotation, molecular function: hexosyltransferase activity. Lineage: Eukaryota; Metazoa; Chordata; Actinopteri; Beloniformes; Belonidae. Bases 418 to 1665 code for a protein of 415 amino acids. Gene Ontology annotation, cellular component: membrane. The record is from RefSeq and is a predicted model, not a curated record.
CAAAAUCCUGGAAAAUAAUUGACUCAAAAUUGAAGGCGAUGUUGGAGAUCUAGGUAUAUGGUACUUUGAUAAUAAUUGGACAACAUAGUUAUUUUAUUUUUAGCCUACACGUGAAAAUCUGCUGAUGUCGGUGUUUAAAGACAAUGAUGCCAGAGCAGUCCUGUUAACCUCCACUGUCAGCCGUGGUGCACCUGUCUCAGACAAAGACUGUUACAAAUUCUCUACCGUCUUUUUGGCAAUUUCGACCUGAGUGUCCCUGAACUAAGCACGGCGUUGUGUGGUCGGUGAGCUGAUGGCUGAUGGGGCAUCAACAUGUCAUAUUUGAAUUUUCAUUUGUUUUUUCCAAAAACCUCUUGCAAAGAUCACAAAGUCUUUGAACAUGACAUUUCCUGAUGUUUUAACAUUUCUUUUUGCACAAUGAACAUCAGAGAUCGCUCGAGAGUGUGUAAGAGGUUGUGUGUGAUGUUUUUCCUGGCUGCGGUGGCGCUGACUGUUGUCCAGAGGGGUAACAUCACCAUGGGAGUUUCCUCUGCGCUUGAGAGGCAGGCUCGCAUGCACGACUCUCACCAAGAAGACCCCGGAGCGGCCCAGGAAAAGAAAACGGGCUCGCAUUUCCAGAUGGACUUCUGGAAGGUUAGCAGGCAGAAGCCGCAGCGUAAAGCUCGAUCCGCCACGGAGGAGCCCAGGAUCACUGAGCCGAGCAGCCCGGCCACCUGGGACGUAACCAGCUCCAACUGCAGCGCCAACUUCAACCUGACAAACCAGGAGUCGUUCAGCGGCCUUGAGGACAGAUUCAAGCAGUUUUUGCUCUAUCGACAUUGCCGCUGGUUCCCCAUGGUCCUGAACCACCCAGAGAAGUGCACGGGAGAGAUACAUUUGCUCAUGGUAAUUAAGUCCGUGGCCACCCAGUAUGACCGCAGGGAGGUCAUCCGGAAAACCUGGGGCAAAGAGCAAGCGGUGAACGGCAAGAGAAUAAAAACCGUCUUCCUCCUCGCCAAGUCUUCCAAUGAAGCAGAAAAACAUAACCAUCAAAAACUUGUGGAGUACGAAGACCAGAUCUACGGGGAUAUUCUCCAAUGGGACUUCUUAGAUAGUUUCUUCAAUCUGACACUGAAAGAGACCCACUUCCUCAAGUGGUUCCACACUUACUGCCCCCAUGUACGUUUUGUCUUCAAGGGCGACGACGAUGUCUUUGUCAGUGUAGAAAAUAUUUUGGAGUACUUGGAAGACAGUAAUGACAAAAACCUGUUUGUUGGGGAUGUCAUUUUCAAGGCUGUGCCUAUUCGUAGAAAGGAAAGCAAAUAUUACAUCCCCACGGCUUUGUAUGAUAAAACGAACUACCCUCCAUAUGCCGGUGGAGGGGGGUUCCUGAUGGAUGGGAGGUUGGCUAGGAGACUUCACUAUGCUGCAGACACCGUGGAGCUCUACCCCAUCGACGACGUUUUCUUGGGCAUGUGUUUAGAAGUGCUGCAGGUUACUCCCAUACACCACAAUGCCUUUAAGACGUUCGGCUUGGUGAAAAAUAAGAACAGCAAGAUGAACCAAGAACCUUGUUUCUUUAAAAAUAUGAUCGUGGUGCACAAGCUGCUCCCACCGGACCUCUGGCGCAUGUGGAACCUGGUCAACGGGGACCUGGUCUGCUCACAGAAACUGGAACUCCUAUAGCUUGGCGGGAGCACCAGAUGAGGACAACAGAACGGAGCUGAGCUUCACCUCUACAAAGGCCAAAAGAACGUGCAAGAUGACACUUUCCAGUGAACUCUCCUUUCUGUGGAGAGAAACCAGUGCAACACUGGAAUCUUGUGUCUUUGCAGCAAUGCAAGUUUUACAGGAAUCUGUAAAAAAAAAAAAAAAAAGUAAAUUAUAAGGAUUUAUUUUUUAAAAGAAGGUUUAUUUAGAAUUGUGUAUUUAUGUUGAUGUUUGAAGAAUUCACACUGUCAGCAUUGAAAUCUACACAGCGACUACAUGGAGCUGCUGCAGAGAUGCUUUCAGUCUGGAAACGUUCUUCCUUUCGACCUUGUAUGCAUAGCAUGUCGUUAUGUGCGCAAAAUGUUUCAAACCAGAGUAAGAAACAACUUUCUCUACCUCACUGGUUCAGGCAAAAAAGAAAAAUCUGUCAGUUUUGUCAAAUUGUUUGCCACAAUAUAAUUUUCCUGAAGUAAGAUCCGAACCAGUUUUUGUAUUGCAGAGGUCUGUGCACUUACUGUUUUAACUGGCUUGGUCUGGAUGCACAUAUACUACUGGGAACGUACAAAAGAAUGUUUAUAUUUGUGAUACGUGUGCUGUGUGAGGAUGUGAAUGUGCCGACAUACUUGACGUGAAUUUGGGAGAGGGUUUACAAUGACACUGUGAACUAUAACUGUUGCUGGUACGAGUGAAUGACGUGUAAAUGUAACUGUUCCUCCGUUAAAAAAGGGCAGAUACAGGGUUUUUAAUUUAUGCUCACAGUUGAACAUAUUAACAGGAUUAAAUAAUCUUACAGUUGACUGUUGAGGGUGUGGUGGAUGAUGAUUGUGUCUAAAUGAUGUAAUUAUAUUUAAAAAUCAACAAGUACAUACGAUGUCAUUUAUAAAUAAAGAUAUUG